AGCACUCUCCACCUGUAUCCAAAGGGGGGGGGGGUGUAGGGCAGGGGCGUGUUGCCACCCCCCAAAACUCAGUCCCCAAAUGUUCGUCCUUCCUUCCCACGGGGGGUUGAUCCCGUCCCCCCUUGGGGCAGUUUGCCGGGACUUCCACAGUCACAGACUAUUCUGGGAGGGUUUAUAAAUAUCCUCCACACGCUCCCGGGCGCUGAUACCGCCCGCACCCCGGAUGGGGGCCGCGUCCAGCCCCAUCUGGGUGCCCCAUCCCAGCGGCUGCCAUCUCCAUAACAACGCUGCCUCCAGCUCCCACCCCCUCCCCGGCUGUGGAUCCCGUCGUGCUCAUGGCUCGGGGCGGUCGGCAGCGGGGCAGUGCAGGCAAAGGGACGGCGGUGGGGUGGCCGGGGACGCGUGUCCAGUCCGGCCCCGCGCGGCUGCUGCCUUACAAGGAGUUUGGCUGCGACCCGAGCGGUGGGAGCAGCACUCGCCUCCUCCUGCCUCAUUCAUCGGGAGCGGCACCGCCGUGACCCCCUUGUGCCCAGCGUCAUCCCGGCGGUAGGACAGAGGAUGGCUUCGAUGUUUGGCAAACCGAGGGUCAGCACCGAGAAGCCACCGCAGAGCCCCAUGGCGGAGUGCAACGUGGCCAUCCUGGGGUGCCGGGGGGCUGGAAAGUCAGCGCUCACAGUGAAGUUUCUCACCAAGAGGUUCAUCAGCGAGUAUGACCCCAACCUGGAGGACACCUACACCUCAGAGGAGCUGGUGGACCAGCAGCCCGUGCUGCUGAAGGUGAUGGACACGGCUGACCAGGACGGCCCCAUCAACUGCGAGCGCUACCUGCACUGGGCCAACGCCUUCCUCGUUGUGUACAGCAUUGACGACAGGAGGAGCUUCGAGGGCUGCAGCCGAUACCUGGAUGUCCUGGCCCGGCACGCGCGGGGCUGCCAGCGCCAGAGCCCUGUGCUGCUGCUGGGCAACAAGCUGGACAUGGAGCAGUACAGGCAGGUGACCAAAGCCGAAGGGACGUCCCUGGCCACCAAGUUUGGGUGCCUGUUCUACGAGGUGUCUGCGUGCCAGGACUUCGCGGCGGUGCAGCACGUCUUCCACCAGGCCGUGCGGGAGCUGCGGCGAGAGGCAGAGCGCGGCCCAGCCCUGCGGCCCCUCUUCAUCGCCGAGGAGCAGCCCUGCCUGGCCAUGGCCACCCGGCACGGCCUGGCCAGCUGCACCAUCAACACUCUGUCUACUGUCAACAUCAAGGAGAUCCCCUCGGUGGCCCAGGCCAAGCUGGUCACAGUCAAGUCAUCGCGGGCUCAGAGCAAGAGAAAAGCACCCACGCUCACCUUGCUAAAAGGCUUCAAGAUAUUUUGAGGUGCGUCCCUCCCCCGUUCUGAAGGGGAUGGUAGCACCAGGAAUGGGGACCUCAUCCCGCUGACCCCUGCACAGCCUGCGUGAUGGAUCUGUGGGUGUCGGCUCCUCCUGGAACCAAGAAGCAUUGCAGGAGGGCUGCGCUGUGCAUCCAUGUGUGAAUGGGACCACGCACCAGCAGGCAGAUGGGAGCCCAGGGAGCACGAACCACUCCUUCAUCAAACACAGACACGGCUGUGUCCCACGGCUCCCCUCACCAAGCAAUAACUAGGAAGGAUUCAUUGUUUUCCUCCAGAUGAGGAAGAUGUGGGUAACAUCACAGCUGGCCGCAGGUGCCCUAAAACUGAUCCCAGUGCGCUGAGUGAGUCACACCAACACAACUGGUUUUCUAACCACCUUUUUACAGGACAAUGCUCCUUUCUGAAGGUUUUUGCAAGCAGAAAUGCGUCACCGACCAGAAUACGUUCUUAAAAGCUUUUCCUCAAAAAAAAACUCCGUUGUCUUUUCCAAAUGUCUUAAGUUAUUUCACAACCUCCACGUGUGCCCUGUGCGGGCUGUGAAGCGGAUCCUACCGCAGAGCGCUGUGUGCCAUGAGCGGGCUCUGCCCAUGUCAGGGCCACGUGUGCUCGUGUUCCUUGGGGUGAACGUUCUGCUUCUCCCCACUGCUGCAGCCAUCCGCAGAGUUAAGACAUCCGUGUGCGUAUUUGUACAUUUAUUCAUACAGAUAAGACUAGAGUGAUACACAGAGAUUCAAUACGGGGUUUUGAUCGAGCACUUUGGAGAAUAUUUUAAUAAAGGUAACUUUUGAAAAGAA
Molecule: messenger RNA, 2167 nt
Organism: Coturnix japonica (Japanese quail)
Lineage: Eukaryota; Metazoa; Chordata; Aves; Galliformes; Phasianidae
Gene: RASL12
Product: RAS like family 12
Molecular function (GO): GTPase activity; GTP binding
Source: RefSeq, a predicted model, not a curated record